GGAAGUCAGAUGACCUUUUCUCUUUCUCUGCUCUCUGCCUCUCCCUGCCCCUAAAGUGGACACCAUGGACCCACUAAUGGCUCUCCUUUGCCUACUGCCCCUAUACCCAGGCUUGGAUGCAGCCCCUCCAUCCUGCCCUCAGAACGUGCAAAUCUCUGGUGGCAAUUUCACCCUCAGCCAUGGCUGGGCCGCUGGGAGUGUCCUCAUCUACUCUUGUCCCCUGGGCCGUUACCCAUCCCCGGCGUCUCGGAUGUGCUCGAGCAGUGGACAGUGGCGGACCGUGAGAUCCACCCGGCUGACAAAGGCAGUCUGCAAACCUGUUCGUUGCCCAGCACCUGUUUCCUUUGAGAAUGGCAUGUAUACCCCACGGCUGGGGUCCCAUCCUGUGGGCGGCAACCUGAGCUUCGAGUGUGAGGAUGGCUUCAUGUUACGGGGCUCACCUGUGCGGCAGUGUCGCCCCAACGGCAUGUGGGAUGGGGAGACGGCCGUGUGUGACAAUGGCGCAAGCCACUGCCCCAACCCGGGCAUUUCAGUGGGCUCAGUGCGGACGGGGUCUCGAUUUGGCCUUGGGGACAAGGUCAGCUAUCGCUGCUCCUCAAAUCUGGUGCUGACGGGGUCUGCAGAGCGGGAGUGCCAGGACAAUGGGGUCUGGAGUGGGACAGAGCCCAUCUGCCGCCAGCCCUACUCUUAUGAUUUUCCUGAGGAUGUGGCCCCUGCCCUGGGCGCCUCCUUGUCCCACAUGCUUGGAGCCACCAAUCCCACCCAGAAGAAGAAGGAAACUGUGGGCCGAAGAAUCCAAAUCCAGCGCUCUGGUCACCUGAACCUCUACCUGCUCCUGGACGCCUCUCAGAGUGUGGCGGAAGAAGACUUUCACAUCUUCCAGAACAGCGCCAUCCUCAUGGUGGACAGGAUCUUCAGCUUUGAGAUCAAUGUCAGUGUCGCCAUCAUCACCUUUGCAUCAAAGCCCAAAAUCAUCAUGUCUGUCCGGCACGACAGCUCCCGGGAUGUGACCGAAGUGAUCAGCUGUCUGGAGAACAUCAAAUAUAAAGACCAUGAAAAUGGAACCGGAACCAACAUGUACGAGGCCCUAAAUAGUGUCUAUAUCAUGAUGAAUAACCAAAGGGAACGCUUCAUUAUGGACAUGGCGGCCUGGAAGGAAAUCCGACACGCCAUCAUCCUUCUGACAGAUGGAAAGUCCAAUAUGGGGGGCUCUCCCAAGCCAGCUGUUGACAAUAUCAAGGAGAUUUUGAAUAUCAACCAGAAGAGGAACGACUAUCUGGACAUCUAUGCCAUCGGGGUGGGCAAGCUGGAUGUGGACUGGAAAGAACUGAAUGAGCUGGGCUCCAAGAAGGACGGCGAGAGGCACGCCUUCAUCCUGCAGAACACACAGGCUCUGUACCAGGUCUUUGAGCACAUGCUGGAUGUCUCCCAGCUCAUAGAUACCAUAUGUGGGGUGGGAAACAUGUCAGCUAAUGCCUCCGCCCAGGAGAGAACACCCUGGCAUGUCACUAUCAAGCCCAAGAGCCAGGAGACCUGCCGAGGGUCCCUCAUCUCAGACCAGUGGGUCCUGACAGCCGCUCACUGCUUCCGCCAUGCCGACGAGGACCGUUCCCUGUGGAGGGUCAACGUGGGGGAUCCCAACUCCCAGUGGGGCAAAGACUUCCAAAUUGAGAAGGUGGUGAUCUCCUCGGAGUUCAACGUCUUUGCCAAGAAGCCUCAGGGAAUCCUGGAGUUCUAUGGUGAUGAUAUUGCCCUGCUAAAGCUGGCCCAGAAAGUGAAGAUGUCCUCCCAUGCCAGGCCCAUCUGCCUUCCCUGCACGGUGGGGGCCAAUCUGGCUCUGAGGAGACCUCCAGGCAGCACCUGCCGAGAGCACGAGAACGAGCUUCUGAACAAACUGAGUGUUCCUGGUCAUUUUGUGGCCUUGAAUGGGGGCAAACUGAACAUCCACCUUAAAACAGGGACCGAGAGGACAAGCUGUAUCGAGGUCGUCUCCCAAGACAAAAUAAUGUUCCCCAAUUUAACAGAUGUCAGAGAGGUGGUAACAGACCAGUUCCUAUGCAGUGGGACUGGGGAAGAUGACAAUCCCUGCAAGGGUGGGCCUGCAAUUCGUUGCCCAAGACCACAGGACUUUGAGAAUGGGGACUACUGGCCCCGGUCCCCCUACUACAAUAUGAGUGACCAGAUCUCUUUCCACUGCUAUGAUGGUUACACUCUCCGGGGCUCUGCCAAUCGCACCUGCCAAGUGACUGGUCGGUGGGAUGGGCAAACGGCCAUCUGUGACAAUGGAGCGUCGUACUGCCCCAACCCAGGCAUCCCCAUUGGCACAAGGAAGGUGGGCAGCCAGUACCGCCUUGAAGACAGUGUCACCUACUACUGCAGCCGGGGGCUCAUCCUGCGUGGCUCCCAGCAGCGAACAUGCCAGGAGGGUGGCUCUUGGAGCGGAACAGAGCCUUCUUGUCAAGACUCCUUUAUGUACGAUACCCCUGGAGAGGUGGCCGAAGCCUUCCUGUCUUCCCUGACGGAGACUAUAGAAGGAGUUGAUGCUGAGGACGGGCACAGCCCAGGGGAACAACAGAAGAGGAAGAUUGUCUUGGACCCCUCGGGCUCCAUGAACAUCUACAUGGUGCUGGAUGGAUCAGACAGCGUUGGGGCACGCAACUUCACAGGGGCCAAGAAUUGUCUCAAAGACUUCAUUGAGAAGGUGGCAAGUUAUGGGGUGAAGCCAAAAUAUGGUCUAGUGACAUAUGCCACAGACGCCAAAACUUUGAUCAGAGUGACUGAACCAGAGAGCAGCGAUGCAGAGUGGGUCACGGAGAAGCUCAACAAAAUUAGCUACGAAGAUCAUAAAUUGAAGACGGGUACUAACACCAAAAGGGCCCUCCAGGCAGUGUACAGCAUGAUGAGCUGGGAAGGGGACACUCCCCCUGAAGGCUGGAACCGCACCCGCCAUGUCAUCAUUCUCAUGACUGAUGGUUUGCACAACAUGGGUGGGGACCCAGUCUCUGUCAUUCAGGAUAUCCGGGCCUUGCUGGACAUUGGUAGGGAUCGCAAAAACCCCAGGGAAGAUUAUCUAGACAUCUAUGUGUUUGGGGUUGGGCCUCUGGUGAACCAAGAAAACAUCAAUGCUUUGGCUUCCAAGAAAGAUAAAGAGCAACAUGUGUUCAAAGUCAAGGACAUGGAAAACCUGGAGAAUGUUUUCAUCCAAAUGCUUGAUGAGACACGGACUCUGGGUCUCUGUGGCAUGGUGUGGGAGCACAAGGAAGCUACUGAUUACCACAAGCAACCAUGGCAGGCCAAGAUCUCAGUCACUCGCCCUUUGAAGGGACAUGAGAACUGCAUGGGGGCUGUGGUGUCUGAGUACUUUGUGCUGACAGCGGCACACUGUUUCACGGUGGAUGACCAGAAACACUCAAUCAAGGUCAGCGUGGGAGGGAAUAAGCAGGACUUGGAGAUAGAAGAAGUCUUUUUUCACCCCAAGUACAACAUCAAUGGGAAAAAAGCAGAUAAAAUUCCUGAAUUUUAUGACUACGAUGUGGCCCUGGUCAAGCUCAAGAAGAAGCUGAUAUAUAGUGAGACUCUCAGGCCCAUCUGUCUCCCCUGCACUGAGGGAACAAGUCAAGCUUUGAGGCUUCCUCGGUCAACCACUUGCCGGCAGCAGAUGCAAGAGCUGCUCCCUGCAAAGGAUGUCAAAGCUCUGUUUGUGUCUGAGUUGUCCAAGGAUAGAAAGAAGAUGCUGGUUCGGCAGGAGGUCUACAUCAAGAAUGGGGAAAAGAAAGUCGGAUGUGAGCGAGAUGCUCUAAAGGCCCCAGGCUAUGAGAAAGUCAAAAACGUCUCUGAGGUGGUCACCCCCAGGUUCCUUUGCACUGGAGGCGUGACUCCCUAUAGUGACCCCAACACUUGCAAAGGUGAUUCUGGAGGCCCCCUAAUUAUUCACAAGAGGAGUCGCUUCAUUCAAGUUGGCGUGAUCAGCUGGGGCGUAGUGGAUGUCUGCAGAGACCAGCGGCGGCGGCAACAGGUGCCUGCUCAUGCCAGAGACUUUCACAUCAACCUCUUUCAAGUGCUGCCCUGGCUCAAGGACAAGCUCCAAGACGAGGAUUUGGGUUUUCUGUGAGGGCUUUGCUGCUAGAAAGGGACAUGAGGUCAAAUUAAAACAGCUGCAACAGUA
Molecule: messenger RNA, 4165 nt
Organism: Hipposideros armiger (great roundleaf bat)
Lineage: Eukaryota; Metazoa; Chordata; Mammalia; Chiroptera; Hipposideridae
Gene: CFB
Product: complement factor B
Exons: 33
Coding region: 65-4111 (1348 amino acids)
Biological process (GO): proteolysis; response to bacterium; complement activation
Cellular component (GO): extracellular region; membrane; extracellular exosome
Molecular function (GO): serine-type endopeptidase activity
Source: RefSeq, a predicted model, not a curated record